Messenger RNA from Scaptodrosophila lebanonensis, 1247 nucleotides. RefSeq names its product dehydrogenase/reductase SDR family protein 7-like. Gene Ontology annotation, cellular component: membrane. Bases 92 to 1069 code for a protein of 325 amino acids. The record is from RefSeq and is a predicted model, not a curated record. NCBI's taxonomy places the organism in Eukaryota, Metazoa, Arthropoda, Insecta, Diptera, Drosophilidae. The transcript has 5 exons. Gene Ontology annotation, molecular function: oxidoreductase activity.
GCGCUGAUUUUCUAUCGAUAACGACGAUAAUUUGCAGUAACGGAACUUGUUUUUGUUGCAAAUCUCGAACUUUGCUCAAUAGGAAGUCAACAUGCAGGAAGUAGACAAGUGCAACGCAUCCUCCAGCGAUUGGAAUGUGUUAUACUGGAUUCUGGGGACCGUCUUGAUGCCCGUGGCUUUGCCACUGGCACUAAUAAAUGUGUGGCAGCGUAUGCGCGCACAUAAGUACCGAAACCAAUUACCGGGAAAGGUUGUGCUCAUCACUGGUGCUAGUUCCGGCGUGGGUGAAUCUUUGGCGCAUGUUUUCUAUCGCGCCGGCUGCAAAGUUAUAUUAGCGGCGCGUCGCGUAGAAGAACUGCAGCGCGUAAAAAGGGACUUAAUGGCCCUGGAUGUGCAACCUGCUUACCCCGCUACUGUGUUGGCACUGGAUCUAGCUGAGCUAAAUUCAAUUCCUGAAUUUGCUACGCGUGCUUUGGCGGUGCACAACCAAGUGGACAUACUGAUCAACAAUGGCGGUAUUAGCGUGCGUGCUGAUGUUGCUUCAACAACAGUCGAUGUGGAUCUCAAGGUUAUGUUAGUUAACUAUUUUGGUGCCGUGGCUCUUACUAAAGCUCUAUUACCAUCCAUGACAAAGCGACAGAAUGGCCACAUUUGCUUCGUCAGCUCGGUGCAGGGUAAAUUUGCAAUACCACAACGUGCGGCAUAUUCGGCAUCUAAACACGCGCUGCAAGCUUUUGCUGAUUCCUUGCGGGCUGAGGUAUUCAGCAAGCAGGUGUUCGUUUCCUGCAUAAGUCCUGGCUAUGUGCGAACGCAGAUGUCAAUUAAUGCUUUGACCGGAGCAGGAAAAAACUACGGCAAAAUGGAUCCAAGCACCGCGAAGGGUAUGUCGCCAGACAAACUUGCGGAGAGCAUUUUGCAAUGCAUUUUGCGCAAAGAGCCUGACAUCCUAAUAUGUGAUCUGCAGCCCAAAAUUGCCUACUAUCUGCGUCACUUCUGUCCCCGACUCUUCUUUUGGAUAAUGACCAAACGUGCCGCCAAAUUGGAGCAUCCAGGGGAAAAAAAUGAUUAAGCACAUUUUUAGUUCUAAGCAAACAGAAAAUUUGUAUUUGGUAUUAGUUUGCUUUUCAUUUGUUUGUUAAUCCAGUUUAGUUUACAUCAACAAAUAUUUAACGGAUUUGGGUCGUAUUUAACAUAUGUAAAAGAUUUAUGGAAAGGUGUAUAUUACAAUUGUGACAGUCAUAUUGAAA